Anopheles aquasalis is the source of this 1160-nucleotide messenger RNA. RefSeq lists its product as uncharacterized. The record is from RefSeq and is a predicted model, not a curated record. NCBI's taxonomy places the organism in Eukaryota, Metazoa, Arthropoda, Insecta, Diptera, Culicidae.
AUGCGUGCACUGUGUUUGUUGUUUGUUUUGGGAUUAUGUGUCCACCGCAGGGCUACCGUUGGCCAGAUAGUGUCGAGUUCUGCGAAUCUCCCCGCCGUUUGCCAGGACGGAGCACUGGAUGUGUCGGGAAAGUGUGUCUGCAAACCAGGGUUCGCGGAGUACCAAGGUAACUGUUAUCGCGUCAGUCGAUCGAUCGGGACCACUGGCCACUUAGGAUGUCCGCUAGGGUCAGUGGAGCGCCUUGGUUUUUGCCAUUUCAUCCCGGUGCCACCGAUGCGCGAGGUUAUCCCUGCCCAGGAGAAAGUGAUCGUGGUUCCACCGUGGCGCAUCGAGCUCCCGCUACCGGUGCUACCGGAUGAGGAUGAGGAUGAGGAACCGAUUCCCGAGGAUGACCGGGAUGUCGAGGAGGUUAUCGCACCGCCAGUGAAGCUAACGUUUGAAAAAUCCGUCAACAACCAUAACGUUAUCAACAACGCAACCACCGUACACACGAGCAACGUGAACAAUGUCUUCGUCCAUAUGACGAGGAAGUUGCCGAGCGGAGCGAUUCGAACGGUGGUAAUCAGAAACAAUGAAACGACGGUGUACGAUGAGGAUGAGUACAACGGCAAGGCCAGUACAACAGCACCUGGGCCAGCGACCACGGCGCCGCACACGACUACCAAGCAACCACCGUGCUGUAAGAUCGUGGGUCCAAGAGUUUGCCGCAAGCAGGCCGAUGAGUGGGUGUGCUUCCACCGAAAGCAUUACGUUUGUAACGAGGUCUGUACGGCGGACGAGAUGUAUCUUCGACCACGGCCGCGGCAACGAUGCCCUCCGGGGCGCUGUUCUAUCUCAGAUUGUUCCGAAUGUCUGCGAAGUAACAGAAGAUGCCAUCCAAUGUGCUACCCGUACGAUUGCGGAGGAAGUAGUUGCCACUUCGUGGACGCUGAUUCGCUUUGCCGGGAUAGUCUGCAAUAUGUGUGCGUCUUGUUGGAGGAGAAAAUCAUAGAGCCUAGUGGCAACUGAUAGCAUAAUCGCCACACCAUUCGAUUCGUCGCGUUCUCACCAGUCACAGUUCGGAAGCUGCUUUAGAACCAAACAAACCGUAACCGUACGUGUAAUUUAGAGUAAUCCGGGGGGUCGGUGAAAUAAAACACUUUCGUCUGUAGAAAUUUAUG